Molecule: messenger RNA, 3277 nt
Organism: Ictidomys tridecemlineatus (thirteen-lined ground squirrel)
Lineage: Eukaryota; Metazoa; Chordata; Mammalia; Rodentia; Sciuridae
Source: RefSeq, a predicted model, not a curated record
CGGAGAGACACUCUCAGUCGCUUUCUCGGGUAUCGGGGCCAGAAGGAGAGCCUCCGCUACUCGCUCCACACAUGCAGAGCAGCUCCGGCUUCACUUUCUGUAGAAGCUGCAGGCUGACACCUUGCCAGGAGUUGUUCCAUUCCGCUCACAGGUCCACCACUUGAGGGGAACGAUGGCCACAGAGUCCACAGCCACUGCUGCCAUCGCCGCGGAACUGGUUUCCGCCGACAAAAUUGAAGAUGCUCCAGCUCCUUCUACCUCUGCAGAUAAAGUGAAAAGCCUGGAUGUGGAUAGUGAAGCUAAAAGACUAUUGGGAUUAGGACAGAAACAUCUAGUGAUGGGGGAUAUUCCAGCAGCUGUCAAUGCAUUCCAGGAAGCAGCUAGUCUUUUAGGUAAGAAGUAUGGAGAAACUGCUAAUGAAUGUGGAGAAGCCUUCUUUUUCUAUGGAAAAUCACUAUUGGAAUUAGCAAGAAUGGAGAAUGGUGUGUUGGGAAAUGCCUUGGAAGGUGUGCAUGUGGAAGAAGAAGAAGGGGAAAAAACAGAAGAUGAGUCUCUGGUAGAAAAUAACGAUAACAUAGAUGAGGAAGCAAGGGAAGAGUUGAGAGAACAGGUUUAUGACGCCAUGGGAGAAAAAGAAGCCAAAAAAACAGAAUGCAAGUCUUUGGCAAAGCCUGAAACUGGUAAAGAACAGGAGAAUGAAAUGGAGAAGGGUGGAAGAGAAGAUAUGGAUAUAAGUGAGCCUGCAGAGAAGUUACAAGAAAAAGUUGAAUCGACUUCAAAUCAGUUAACUGAAACUUCUGAAGAGGCAAAAGGAGCAUCAGCACCAGAAGGACUGAAUGAACCUGAGGUCACUUCUGAGAAGCCAGAACAGGAAGCAUCAGAUGCUGAGGAAGGAAAAUCAGUUUCUGGAACUGAAGUUGAGAAAGAAGAGUGCAGAGAAAAAGGAGGUCAGGAGAAGCAGGGAGAAGUAAUUGUGAGUAUAGAGGAGAAGCCAGAGGAAGCUUCAGAAGAGCAGCCUAUAGUGACUCUAGAAAAGCAGGGCACUGCAGUGGAGGUAGAAGCAGAAUCUGUAGAGCCAAUAGUCAAGCCAGUGGAUGCGGGUGGGAAUGAAGUAAAGGAACCAGUAGCUACCUCUGAAAAUGACCCAGGAAAGGCUGUCCUUGAGCAACUGGUAGAGCAAGAAGUACAUUCUGCUGAAGAGUCAGAGGUGGUGACAACAGAAGCUGAAGAGGUCUCAGCUGCAGAGGCUGGAUCAGAGGUCUCUGAGAAGCCAGGGCAGGAAGGCACAGUUUUCUCUAAAGAUGUUGCAUUCAAUGGACUGUCAGCUGCAGGAGAUCAGACUCCUAUUGAACCAAAGACUUCUGAAGAAAGAUUGACAGAAACAAAAGAUGGCUCAGAGGUAGAGGAGAAGGUCAGGGCAGAGCUAAUUCCUAGCCAGGAGGAGACUAAGCUGCCUGUAGAAGAGUCUGAGGCAGCUGGAGAUGGGGUUGAGACCAAGGUAGCCCAGAGGGCCACAGAGAAAACACCUGAAGACAAAGUUAAGAUAGCUGCUAAUGAAGAGACAGAAGAGAGAGAAGAACAGAUGAAAGAGGGUGAAGAAACUGAAGGCUCAGAAGAGGAAGAUAAAGAAAAUGACAAGGCAGAAGAAACACCAAAUGAAUCAAUUCUUGAAAAUAAGUCUCUUCAAGAAAAUGAAGAAGAGGAGAUUGGGAACCUAGAGCUUGCUUGGGAUAUGCUGGACUUAGCAAAGAUCAUUUUUAAAAGGCAAGAAACAAAAGAAGCCCAGCUUUAUGCUGCACAGGCACAUCUUAAACUUGGAGAAGUUAGUGUUGAAUCUGAGAACUAUAUCCAAGCUGUGGAGGAGUUCCAGGCUUGCCUAAACCUGCAAGAGCAGUAUCUAGAAGCCCAUGAUCGUCUUCUUGCAGAAACUCACUACCAGCUUGGUUUGGCCUAUGGAUAUAACUCUCAGUAUGACGAGGCAGUGGCACAGUUCAACAAAUCUAUUGAAGUCAUUGAGAAGAGAAUGGCUGUACUAAAUGAACAGAUGAAGGAGGCUGAAGGAUCAUCUACUGAAUAUGAGAAAGAAAUUGAGGAGUUGAAGGAAUUACUACCUGAAAUUAGAGAGAAGAUAGAAGAUGCGAAAGAGUCCCAGCAUAGUGGGAAUGUAGCUGAAUUGGCCCUGAAAGCUACUCUGGUGGAGAGUUCUACUUCAGGUUUCACUUGUAGUGGAGGAGGUUCUUCAGUUUCCAUGAUUGCCAGUAGAAAACCAACAGAUGGUGCUUCCUCAUCAAAUUGUGUAACUGAUAUUUCCCACCUUGUCAGAAAGAAGAGGAAACCAGAAGAAGAGAGCCCCCGGAAAGAUGAUGCAAAGAAAGCCAAACAGGAGCCAGAGGUGAAUGGAGGCAGCGGGGAUGCUGUCCCCGGUGGAAAUGAAGUUUCCGAAAACAUGGAGGAGGAAGAGGCUGAGAAUCGGGCAGAAAGCCGGGCAGCAGUGGAGGGGACAGUGGAGGCUGGAGCUACAGUUGAAAGCACUGCAUGUUGAGAGGGAACAGAACCUUCCUCCCAAGAGAGUGUUUUUGUAUAUAAUGUAUUUUUUCACUUUUGGGGAUUCUUUUUGUAUAACUUCAAUAAAGAUUGUAAGCAAAGGUUGAGGCUUUGAUGGUUUUUUCUUAAAUAUUGGCUGAAUCCAUGCCUCGGGGCAGUCUCGGUUUUAUAUUAUAGUGGCCAAAGGUACUUUUUCUCCCCACUUCUGUAUUGAUCUCUGUUGGAAGUUCUAACGCCAACUCCUGUCUGAUGUGGAAGUGAUAAAUUAAGUGUGAUUAUAGAUAGGCCUUUCGUUUCCAUCGGUGCUAUAUUUAUCAAGUUACUCGACUGAACUCAGUUGUCUUGCAGACUUUGUGGUGCUGUCCCUGGAUGGGGGCUACAAAAACAAGAUUUGGUGAAGAUCUUGCUGUUUGGUGCUGAAAAUGGACUAACAGUCAGGCCUUUGGUGGUACCUGUCUUCAGUUUACCUCAUCUCCAUCUAGGGUUAUAUCCUAUGCUGGAAAAAGAAUUUUGAAGACGACUUGGGGGAGAAAGUGAUCCCUGUGGAACUAUAGAGAGAAAACUGUCUGUGACUGACGUAAUGGACAACAUGUGGUUGGAAAAAUGUGUGUGUGGGGGGGAAGGCUGGCUGGUUUUGAUAUUUACUGUAUAGAAAGAUUGAAAAACAUUUAAACUUGGAAUUGUUAACACUGUCUGUAGUUAUGACUUCUCAAAAUAAAGAUGUGAAUAAAAA